AUGUUACGCCCACACCCUCAGAAAUAUCAUGUCAGCUUUGGCACAUCUAGAGAGCGAGAAUUCUAUAAGUAUUUACCGCCUUAUCAUCUCAAACCACACGCCCUACAACACAUCGGGCCUAGCACACUAUCAAAAGAAUAUGUCGCUCGAUCCUCGGCGGACGCCGUUCUGACGGCAUUCGCCCAACUAGGCACCUUGCGACUGAAUGCGCAACGUUCGUUGAUCUCGCUCUUCGGUCGCCAUGAGCAACACGUUCUCACCGAAGCCACUCGAACCCUGAGUCUGCAGAAUGAUGGCGAUCAUAAUGCACAGGAUGAGCUUUGGGUCGGGAGCUGUACUAUGUCAUAUGAUCGCAGCCUGUGUAAAUCGGUUAUGAAUUAUACGCCAAAUACGUCAGACCCCAGCGAGGGAGUUUUUGUUGUGCCCGAUCUCGCCAUAGAUAACACAUUCAAGGACCAUAUCGAUGUGACUACAUUCCCAAACAUUCGAUUCCUCGCGUCAAGUCCCAUCAUCAGUCCGAAAGGUGUUGUGAUUGGAGCCUAUACGAUCUUGGAUGACCAACCUCAUGACCCCCUAGACGCAGUGUCACUCCAAUUUCUGGUCGAUAUUGCAGCUACCGUCAUGGAUUAUCUGGGAACUAGUCACUCAAAGGUCCAGCAUUUCCGCAGUGAGCGCAUGAUUGUUGGCCUUGGAAGUUUUCUGGAGGGAAAAGGCAGUCUGCGCAACUCAUGGGUUCUCGACACUGACCUUCCGCAAGCUACAUUCGAUGAAAUCGACCAUACAGAGGGGCAUGUCAAUCGAGAACAGCAAGAAAAACAAGUUUCGCAUAACGAGACUCGGUCCAUGGCUCAGAAUGCACGAAGCCACCUGCCCUUUCGCCCAUACAACCUUCACAUCCCUCGAAAAACGACCCUGCAAGGGAAUAGGGAGCAAUAUCAGUCACCUUCCAAUUCGACCACUAGCAAGAGAGAUGCCAAGGCCUCAUCGAAACUUAAAGAAGUUUCUCAAGCGGCCAUGGCAAUCGGAAAUGACCAGUCAAUCCAACAAACACCCAAAGAUGAUUAUACUGCCAAAGUAAACGAAACAUUUGGACGUGCAGCCAAUCUCAUCCGCGAGAGUAUCGAAGUUGAGGCAGUCGUCUUUUUCAACGCCAAUUUCGGCUCUCAGGGAGCUUUAGUGACCAAUGCGAGGUCUGACACGGAAGGCAGUGGUUUUGAAAGCUGUUCUUCCGGCGAUGAGGGCAAAUUCCGAGACUCACCCCAAUGUUCAUUCGAAGAUCAAGAGUCUUUUGAUCCGGAGCAAGCUGAAAGCUCUGGCAAAGCUACGUUGAACCCGUGUGAAAUACUCGGAUUUGCCACUUCGAAUACAUCUAGCGUGAAUGACCAGUUGACGGAGGAUAACAAAAUUGCUUUGUCGGAGUCAUUUCUUGGGGGACUUUUACGCCGAUAUCCUCGGGGGAAGAUUUUCAAUUUUGGUGAAGAUGGAACAAUCUCCUCUGAUGAUACGAGUGAUGGUGUUUUCAAACGAUUUUUGCGACCUCCUAAGGGCAAGAGGUACAAAAAAACACGGAAGUCACUUUUGCGCCAGGAUGCCCAGACCUUGCUUCAACUCGCCCCAGAGUCUCGAAGCAUCGUCUUCUCGCCGUUAUGGGACUCGCACAAAAGUAGAUGGUAUUCGGGGGCUCUGACGUGGACAAAAGCACGUCACCGUGUCUUCACUUCAAAUGAUGAGUUAGCAUUCCUCUUGACAUUCGGAACAAGUGUCAUGGCGGAAGUGCACCGACUCGGUGCUCAUUUCGCUGACCGAGCAAAAUCAGACUUGCUCUCAGGACUCAGUCAUGAAUUUCGAUCCCCUCUGCAUGGCAUUUUCGGAACCGCAGAACUCUUGAAUGACACUGUCAUGGACGCGCUACAACGAGGAUUCCUUCAUACGAUCUCUUCUUGUGCAUUCACACUGUUAGGCUCUAUCAAUCAACUCCUUGAGUAUGCUAGUAUCAAUGAUGCUCGACCAAACUCUGCUGCCAAACUCCCCGGCGGCGCUAUCUAUGAAAUUCCCGCCGACCAGAAAGUGGCCGCAGUCCGCCGUUCGUCGCAGUCCGGCAAAAUUGAUGUCGACACUUGUGUCGAACUUGACGCUAUUGUUGAAGACGCAGUUGAAACGGUCUUCGCUGGAUAUUCCUUCUUCAACGGUUCACAAUCCCCUCUUCAUGGUGUCGCUGGCGCUUCUACCCUGGGUAGCAAAGAUCUCGACAGAGGGAGUGGAGUCAAGGUGAUCUUGGAUAUUGAUCGCACCCACAGUUGGAAGUUUUCAACACAGGCUGGGGCUUGGCAUGUCAUUCUCACAAACAUAUUUGGCAAUGCCUUGAAAUUCACUCAAAAUGGUUAUAUCCACAUAUCUAUGAAGGCCUCCCCAGCCAGAUACAGAAAAGAUGGCGAGGUCAGAAGCUCUACAGUCACAGUGACUGUAAAGGACACUGGAUCUGGGAUUGACCCGGAAUUUCUGAAAAAUGGACUAUUCAAUGCUUUCUCGCAGGAAGAUAGCACGACAACCGGCAAUGGUAUUGGAUUGAACAUCACACGACGAAUGAUCGUAUCGCUUGGCGGCGAUAUUCACGUCAACUCCGAGAAAAAGGUUGGCACUGAGUUCAUAACAACUGUGACCCUUAAUCAUGCGUCUACUCCGGACAACCUCGACGCGUUGAAUAGUCACUCUCCUAUCACCAUGACGCAAAGACUCCUCGCACGCACAAAAACCAUUGGAAUCUUAGGUCUCGGCACUUCUGAAUUAGGCACAGCUCUAUACACAUCGCUACAGAAGCUGUGUCAAGACUGGUUCUCCAUGGAAGUUCUUUUAGUGGAGUCUUCACAAACACAAUUCGCCCACUGUGACUUGUACAUCUCACCUCACGAAUAUCUGGAUAUAGGGAAUAUGGAGAUUAGGGCCAUUGCGCCAGGUCCAGGUGCUCGAUUUUCUUCGCCUGUCAUCAUAAUAUGCCCAUCCCCGCGGACUGCACACUCGAUGUCUGUCCGAGCUCAAAAUUGCGGGGAUUCACAUGUGCUCGAGUUCAUUAGCCAACCCUGCGGACCACGCAAGUUGGCAAAAACACUAGAAACAUGUAUUAAACGUCAGAAGCUGCGAUUUGAUUCCCUCCGGGGCAGAGAUUACGUAUCGGAUUGCUCAACGAGCUUUGCAGCCGAUCUCUGUCCCAGUGAGCCUGAAAUGGACUCGCUUCUUAGCCUAUCGUCAAAUGGAGACCCAAGCGAACAACCCACGAUCAACAUGAUAUUAGAUUCAGAAACAUCCAGUCAGGUCUCGAGAGGAACUUACGAGGUGAGAGACUUUCGAGAGGAUGUUGAUGCCUCGAUUUCUCUAUCUGAAGUCACGACGAGUCACAAUACAACCACCAAUGAGGGGAAUUAUCCCGUGUCAAACCUUCCAACAACCGUUCUUCUUGUGGAUGACAAUGAGAUCAAUCUCAGAAUCCUUAUUGCUUUUAUGAAGAAGUUGAAGUGCGAUUAUCUUAUUGCGCAAAAUGGACAAGAAGCCCUCGAUGUUUUCAAGGCCAAUUUCGCUGCUAUCGGAAUGAUCUUUAUGGAUAUUUCCAUGCCGGUAAUGGACGGGCUGGAAUCUACUAGGCAAAUUCGCGAGUUUGAGAGAACAUUGAAACCCAAAUCCCAUGUCAUGAUUGCUGCUUUGACUGGCGUUGCGCAAGCCGACAUGCAACGCGACGCGAUCGGGUCUGGUAUGGAUUUAUUCCUCACCAAACCCGUACGGCUGAAGGGUUUAGUGCCAAUAAUCAAGGGCAUAUUGCCCCCGACCCAUGCACUAUGGCAAGAGUCAUAA
Messenger RNA from Penicillium concentricum, 3843 nucleotides. Its product is annotated as hybrid sensor histidine kinase/response regulator. The transcript has 3 exons. The record is from RefSeq and is a predicted model, not a curated record. Bases 1 to 3843 code for a protein of 1280 amino acids. Gene Ontology annotation, biological process: phosphorelay signal transduction system; phosphorylation. NCBI's taxonomy places the organism in Eukaryota, Fungi, Ascomycota, Eurotiomycetes, Eurotiales, Aspergillaceae. Gene Ontology annotation, molecular function: phosphorelay sensor kinase activity.